AUGCCAAUAAAAAUACAUACAUACCUAUUUAAGGGAGCAUUUAUCAAUAUGUCAACAAAUAAUAACAAUGAAAAACCUGGUGAUGGAAUCCGUUCUAUGAGAUCUACAACAGCAUUCAGAGUUAUCAACUUUGAACUUUAUGCUAAACCAAAUAUAGUGAUCAUGACUAUAGGCCUUACAUGUUUCGGUCUUACGUUAGGCUAUAUCGCUUACAUGAGACAAAAAUAUGAAUCAAUGGGCUACUAUACUGCUGUGGAUAAAGAUGGAAAAGAAAUUUUUGAAAAACGCAAAUCAAAAUGGGAU
This is a messenger RNA of Brenthis ino (lesser marbled fritillary), 303 nucleotides long. Lineage: Eukaryota; Metazoa; Arthropoda; Insecta; Lepidoptera; Nymphalidae. The record is from the annotation of a GenBank genome assembly.